Molecule: messenger RNA, 456 nt
Organism: Penicillium vulpinum
Lineage: Eukaryota; Fungi; Ascomycota; Eurotiomycetes; Eurotiales; Aspergillaceae
Exons: 4
Source: RefSeq, a predicted model, not a curated record
UCCUUGACACAUGCAGAGGUGUGGGAUGAUUCUGCCCUAGUUCAGUCCUGGGACGACGCUGUUGAAGAAUACCAGCAUUAUUGGAGCAUUCAUGCGAAGGGUGAAAAUGUUGAAGAUGUCUUGAAAGAAGCGGAAGACGCUGUCAUUACUCCAGCUGUACAUCACGAUGAUAGUGAAGGCAUCAAACCUACAGAGGAUGGUACCGUUCAAUCUAAUAAUGAGGAUGUCUCAAUGAUCAUUGAUGAGCAAACUUCCGAGUCUGCCCCUCAGCCUUCUCAGCCUGUGACUGAUGGCAGUUCUGGAGUUUCCACGGCUGCUAUGCCGAUGCCUCACCCAAUCAUGGCAAAUGUCCAAGAUGAAUCGUUGAAAAACCUUAUGAUGUCAUGGUACUAUGCAGGUUACUACACUGGACUUCAUGAAGGCCAACAACAGGCAAGCCGUAACCAGAGCUCAUGA